AUGCCCCGCCCCUGUGCCCUAGCCGUCCUCGCUACGCCAUGCGUGGCCGGCGUCUGGCGGCUGUUCCUGGAGCGGCCUGGGCUGGCGCUGGAGGGCUUCUCGUGGCUGGCGGAGUUCGCGCUGGGCUCGGCGAGGCGCCGCAGGGAGCGGACCGCAGAUCUGGAGACCGCGAGAGACGCGGAUCCUGCAGGACUUCUUCCCGAAGCCGAGGUGUGUACCCCUUGUCCGGCACCUGAGAGGUGCGAGGAGUUGGCCGUCGCGGGGGCCUGCGACUGCGGGGGCGUGAGUUGCGAGGCCCGCGAGUGCAGCCCUUGCCCUGUUCCUGAAAGGUGCCCUGAGUUCACGGGGCCGCCCUGGGAGCAGGAGUGUCAGGAGGUGCCGCUGCUCGCCUCUGAGGACGAGUCGGAGCUGACGUCGGUCAGUUGGUGGCGGCUGUGCCUUGGAGCGGCGACUACGUUUCUGAGCCUUGGGAACAUGGCGCUCGCCGACCGCACUACGCCAUUGCCGGGGCACACGUUCGCGGUGUUCUUCGAGGGUGAUUCCUGGGGACACGAACGAGUGCUGGUGUGGCCGCUCUCGGCCUCGUGCUGGUUGAUCUACGCAGCCAAUGGGGAUUUCUACGCGGAGGAUACCGCUCUGCACGACAAGGUCGUGGCGCUCAAGUCCCUGGGCGAGCGACCCGCAGGGCUGGAGGCGGAGUCAAUUGUGCAGUUCGACGGCCCAAUCCAGCGGGGCGAGUUCCUGGACCUGAUGGAGUCCGCCCAGAGGCACGUCAGCUCGCUGGGGGACCAGCGCGGAUUGCCAGAUUGGCCCGCGCCCACGCGCUGGAUCACGGCCGAAGGGAUGCUGGAGGCAGCGCCGCGGCCUCGGCGGCUCGUCGGGCGGGGCCGCCUUCCUAUGCCCGGCCCACCCCUGCCGCUGACGGCAGCUGCGCGUGCGCGGUCUGGGCCGGGAGGCGACCUUCGAGGCGACCUCUUUGGGGCCGCGCUCAGCAGGGCCGAAGCCGGGGGCGCCCCGGCCGUGGUCUGGCGAGUGGCUGAACCUGGACUGGAGAUUGGCGACGUCGGCACGGAGGUCGCCCCGCGCUUGCUGGCGUUCGCAGGCCGCGUACACGGAGUGGCGGUGACUGACGCCGGCAUGGAGGUCCCAGUGAUAGGCGUCGACCCCGACAUGAGCCUGGAGGACUUCAGGGCCCAGAGGCUGGCGCUGUUCUCGCCACCUACGCCGCGGGGGGCGCCGACAGCCGCCGUCGAGCUUGACGCCGAUCCAGUCGCAGCUUUCCGCCGAGAAGCUGGAGGGCGUGAGGCGGGCGUCGCGGGCGUCGGCAGCCCGCUCGAGGAGCGGCGGGUGGCCGCCACGGCUGCCGGCGCCGAGGAGGCCUCUGCGGAUGUCCGAGUGCUCGCGGUCGACUGGGACUCGCAGGGGGAGAGGCACAAGGAUUGGAAGAUGGUGUGCGGUGAGUCAGCCUCGCACUCUUUCCGAGACUGGCCUCUCGACGGGCCUUGUACGACGCUCAGUGUGAUGAAGCACAUCGAUCGCUUUGGCCCGAUGCCCACCUCGUGGCUGGAGGCCUGGGCACGGCGGAAGCACAUGUCUCCGUCGGACAGGGCUUUUCACGAGCUGCGGGUGCUCGCCGAGAGCUUCGAGAUGUUCGGGUGCUACGACCAGGUGAACAUGCCGUGCUUGGCGGGGAUCGAGGUGCUGAUGCGGAGGUUCCAGACCAUCAUCGAGGCUCACGCUGUGCCCGGCGCCAAGCCGAACUACUCCAUGGCGGGAGUGUACUCGGGCACGGCGAUGCUGGAAGAUGCAGUGGCGCCAGACCUCCGCGUGUACGGCGCCAAGAGGCUCAAGGAGAAGGUGCUGGAGGGUAGCGUGCAUCGUGGAGGACUCACACUCAAGCACGUGGAGGACGGCGAGGACGACGACACAGGUGCGGCCGGCUCGGCCGGGGCCCCAGCGGGUCCGAAGGGCGGCGGGGGACGCGGAACCGGGAAGCCGAAGAUGAAGGAAGAAGCCGCCAGAGUGCUUCUCCGUGGUCAUCUCGGCUACGACGCCGAGGAGACCCACGCCACCGUCGUGCCCUACGAGUUUGGUUCCGUCUCGCUCCCUGACCAUGUCCAUGACGCUGCAGACGUGACAGAGGUGCUUGGCGCUGAGGACCGCCUGAUUAUCGAGGGUUGGCAAAAGAGUAUGAUGCGGUCUACCGAUGAGUUUAGACAGCUCAACGAGUGGCUGGGUGACAUCAAACCGUUCUGGGACAAGAGGCUGUCGCGGAACCAGAAGGCCUAUCGGCAGUUCAUCCUGGACCUGGACCGACCGGGCCUGAUCAAGUGGACCGCUGACCCCAUUGAGCACGCGGGCCUUUUCUUUGUUGGCAAGAAGGACAAGUCCCUGAGGCUCAUCAUUGACGCAAGGCGGGGGAAUCGCCGAUUCAGGGCCCCCCCUCACACGGACUUGAUCACGAGCGACGGGCUGUCCAGGAUAGAGUGCGAGCCGGGCUUCAGCGCGGACCCCAGUUGCUGCUUCACGCUGGGUGUGGGGGACGUGGAGAACUGCUUCCACCGGCUGCGGCUGCCCGAGGGGAUGCACCGCUGUUUCGCGCUGCGGCCGAUCGCCGCAAAGUACACCCCACUGCGAGAUGACAUGGCGCUCAACGCUGCGGUCUAUCCCUGCCUGGCCUCCUUUCCCAUGGGGUUCACCUGGUCCUUGUGGGUGGCUCAGAAGUGCAGUGAGACAGUCCUCAACCAGGUGCACCAGUUGGGACCUGGCAGGAGGAUCACGGACCACACGGAGCCGGUCGUGCUGCGGAAGGGCGCCGAGACCCAGUACACCCUGUACGUGGACAACCUGGACGUGUUCGGGAGUUCGGAGGCGCCCGUGCAGAUCGCGCUCGGCGCCGGCUGCGAGGCGCUGGGAUCGGUGGGCCUCAAGACGCACGAGCACGAGCUGAUGGCGGGAGGAGGCGAGACGUUGGGCUGCGUGCUGGACGGGCGCCUGCUUGAGACGCGGGUGACCGAGAAGCGGAGGUGGCGCAUCGAUGGCGCCUUUCGCUGGGCCCUGCGCCGCCGGCGCCUGAGUGGCAAGCAGCUCGAGAGGCUCGUCGGCCACGCCACCUUUGUCAGCCUGCUCGAUCGCACGGCCUUGAGUGUGUUCAACGCCUGCUACGCCUUCAUGCAUCGGCACGGUGAGAACAUGGCCGUUGUCUGGCCGACGGUGCGACUGGAGCUCCAGGCCUUCAUUGGCUUGUUGCCGCUCGUGCGCGCGCCGUGGGAUGCACGGUGGUGCGAGACUAUUGUUGCUACAGAUGCCUCCCUCGAGGGAUGGGGGCAUUGCCGUUGUGCUCUGACGGCCAAGGCUGUGGCUCUUAUUGGCCGUACCUCAGAGGUGUCUCGCUUCCGACGGGUGCAUGACGUCGGAGCUCGCGAGGCCGCAAGUGCAGCGCUGUAUCCUUUAGAUGAGGCAGGCGAAAAGUACCGUCAGACGCCAUUCAUUGACUCCGCCAGCUUUGUCGACAUAGGGGAGGCGUUGCCGUCGUCGUCGGGGGAGGAGGUCUGGAUGAUCGACAGCUUGUUCCCGGAGGUGCCGUUCGGGGAAGGGGGCGUGUUCUCGGCCUGGGGCUGCAUCACUGAGAAAGAUUUGAUAUCACCUUGGAGAGUCACUGGAAAGGGGAGGUGGAAGUUCGGAGAGCGUAUCCUGGAGUUAGAAGCUCGUGCAUUGGUUCUAGGUUUGGAAAGUUUGAUCGCCGAGGGAGUCCGUGACAGUCGCAAUCUUUUCCUGGUCGACAACAUGGCUAUUGUGCUUUCCUUUGCACGAGGGCGAGCCCCCGGGCUGACCGCCCCCGCCUUGCUGGGGCCGCGGCCGGCGCCGAAGCUGGAGAUGCUCUCGGCAGAGGAGGCGGUCCCCGCGGGGGGCGCCGACGGCCUGGACCGCGACGCGGCCUCCGCGGCCCUCGAGAGCUCCGACAGCGACGACCUGGACGAGACCACCGUCGCUCGGAGCAAGCGGAGGCGGACCAAGUACCUGCUAGCGGCUCGGCACUCCAUGGAUCAGUUGAGCACCUUGCUGGAGUCGGAGGCCGUGCAGCCCAAGACCAGGAACUACUACCACCUCCUGGUCUCUCGCUUCUCCACCUGGGCGAAGCUGAGGCGGCUGCAGCUCCUCCCGCCUUGCCGCCUGGAUGGGACGCUGUGUAUCCAUAUGACGGAGCUUUUCCUGAGCGGGCGGCAGGCGAAUGUGGGGGAGAAGCUGCUAGCUGGUGUCCUGCAUAUCCUCCCGGAGUUUGGGAAGGUGGGGCACCUGUCGCUCCCGCGCGCCUGGAGGGCAGUCAAAGGCUGGAGACGCCUGCGCCCGGGUCGGAGCCGCCACCCCAUGCCGCUGUGUGUGUGGGCGGCCGUAUGCCACUGGCUGAUCGAGCAGGGCAAGCGCCACGAGGCGGCCGCGAUCCUGCUCGCCCUCAUGCGCUACCUGAGGCCGUCAGAGCUGCUCAGCGUGAGGCGUGGGCAGCUGAUGGCCCCGGUGGGGGGCGUAUCGCGCCACUGGAGCCUGCUGGUGGUGCCCGAAGAGUUGGACGUUCCCACCAAGGUCGGCACACUCGACGACAGCCUGCUGCUGGACAUGCGGGAGCUCAAGUGGCUGGAUGCGGUCUGGGGCGAGCUCAGGACGAGGCCAGCGACAGAGAGGGCCUUCCCUUUCACGUAUCCAGACCUACUGGCGGACGUGCAGGCCGCGGGUGCCACGCUGGGGUUGAAGCUCGUGCCGUAUCAGCUGCGACACAGCGGAGCCUCCCACGACACGCUGCGCGAGCUUCGGAGCUUGCAGGAAGCCAAGGUCGAUCUCGGAAAUGCCACGCUGGACGCAGCUCUCGACUUGGCCCGUGCCGCCCAGUCCGCCGGGACGUCGCGGCGAUGGCACAAGAUGGUUAGUUGA
Molecule: messenger RNA, 4926 nt
Organism: Prorocentrum cordatum
Lineage: Eukaryota; Dinophyceae; Prorocentrales; Prorocentraceae
Source: the annotation of a GenBank genome assembly